ACCAACUAUGGUGGCUUUGAUGACACCCUUCUUGAAUGGAGUGGCUGGUAUCGUCUGUAUCUUCAAGGAAAAAGCGCUCAGAUUCCUGAAUCUGAUUGGUGUUGGAGUUAUAUGACCUGUGGUGGAUACACACCACUUUUGCUUGGAGGAUCUCAUCCUCAACCACAGGAUGGCAUCGUCACCCGAGAAAUCUAUGGUUCCAAUGGCUUUGUGACUGAUAGCUCACAAUGCAGUUCCCAAAGAUCAAACCCAAUCCAAGUCAAAGCCUGCCCAGGAAAAUACUACGUCUACCGCCUUGUCAAGCCAGCUGUAUCACUUCCAAUGCCCACAUACUGUGCAGUUGUUUUUGAGGCUCCCAAUUAUGAUCCGUGCAAUAACUAUACUGCUCUGGAUCAACCCUGGAGAGACACUAAUGAGACUGGACUGUGGAUCUGUGACAGUGACUUCAACUGGAAUGGCUGGUAUCGGCUGCUGUAUAACGGGAUGAGUGUCCGUAUGGCAGAGAGCUGUGUUAAUGAAUACAGAUGUGGUACUUAUGUCACUUUGUUCCUGAAUGGAUCUCACCCUCAGAUAGAGGAUGGAAUAGUCACUCGUGCAGUCUGUGGGAAUGUAGGCUGGGAGGACUGCUGUUAUCUUAGAUCUACUCCAAUUCGAGUCAAAGCAUGUCCAGGAAACUAUUAUGUCUAUGAGUUUGUCAAGCCAUACUUCUGCAGUGCAGCUUACUGUGCAGAUGUGAACACCAUUGAUCCCAACACCACCCUGAACUCUACACCCAGUGUUGCAGCAUCAAGUAUUAACACUACAGACACAUCAAAAAACCUCACUUUUGACCCCUGCAAUGUCUCCAGUGUUCUUGAUGAUUACUGGAGAUCAGUUGACACUAGUGACCGUGGUCAUGAUGACACUCUUCUUGAAUGGAAUGGCUGGUAUCAGCUGUAUAUUGAGGGAAGAAGGGCUCAGAUUCCUGAACCUGAAUGGUUUUGGAGUUUGGAUUCUUGUGGUGGUUACACACCACUUUUCCUUGGAGGAUCUCAUCCUCGACCAGAGGAUGGCAUCGUCACCAGAGACAUCUAUGGAACAUAUGUGACUGAUAGCAGUCAGUGCAAUUUCUACAAAUCAAACCCAAUUCAAGUCAAAGCCUGCCCAGGAAAUUAUUACGUCUACAAACUCGUCAAGCCAGCUGUAUCACUUCCAAUGCCCACAUACUGUGCAGUUGAUUACAAUGCUCUCAGUUAUGAUCCCUGCAAUAACUACACUGCUCUGGAUCAACCCUGGAGAGGCACUAAUGAGACUGGACUGUGGAUCUGUGAUGACAACUUCAAAAGGGAUGGCUGGUAUCGGCUGCUGUAUAACGGGAUGAGUGUCCGUAUGCCAGAGAGCUGUGUUAAUGAAUCCAGAUGUGGUACUUAUAUCACUCUGUGGCUGAAUGGUUCUCACCCUCAGAUAGAGGAUGGAAUAGUCACUCGUAGAGUGUGUGGGAAUGGAUGGGAUGAGGACUGCUGUUCUUACAGAUCCUACCCAAUUCGAGUCAAAGCAUGCCCAGGAAAUUAUUACGUCUAUGAGUUUACCAGGCCAAUCUACUGCUAUGCAGGUUACUGUGCAGAUGUGAACACCAUCACUCCAAACAACACACUAACGUCUGUGACCAGUGAUGCAACAUCAAGUAUAAACACUACAGACUCUCCAGGAAACAUGACGUUUGACCCCUGCAUUGUCUACAGUGUUCUAGAUAAUGAGUGGCGAAGAACAGACAGCAUGUUUUACACCAACUAUGGUCAUUACGAUGAUACUCUUGUUAAAUGGAGUGGCUGGUAUCGUCUGAUUCUUCAGGGAAGAAGUGCUCAGAUUCCUGAAUCAUAUUCUUGUGUGAGUUUCAUGUCAUGUGGUGGUUACACACCACUUUUGCUUGGAGGAUCUCAUCCACAACUACAGGAUGACAUUGUCACCCGAGACAUCUAUGGCUAUGUGACUGACAGCAGACAAUGCAAUUCCUACAGAUCAAACCCAAUCCAAGUCAAAGCCUGUCCAGGAAAUUACUAUGUCUACAAACUUGUUAAGCCAGCUGUGUCACUUCCAAUACCCACAUACUGUGCAGUUGUGUUGGAGACUCUCAGUUAUGAUCCCUGUAAUAACUACAUUUCUCUGGAUCAACCCUGGAGAGGCACUAAUGAGACUGGAGAGUUCAACUGUGAUGAUGACUAUAACUGGAAUGGCUGGUAUCGGCUGCUGUAUAAUGGGAUUAGUGUCCAUAUGCCAGAAAGCUGUGUUGAUGUAUUCAGAUGUGGUACUUAUAUCACUCUGUGGCUGAAUGGGUCUCACCCUCAGAUAGAGGAUGGAAUAGUCACUCGUGCAGUCUGUGGAAAUGUAGGCUGGGAGGACUGCUGUAAUCUGAGAUCUACUCCAAUUCGAGUCAAAGCAUGUCCAGGAAACUAUUAUGUCUAUGAGUUUGUCAAGCCAUACUUCUGCGCUGCUUACUGUGCAGAUCAAAAUUUCACUAUGUUUGCAGAAUGCAAGGAAAAUUUCACCCAAAAUUGUGCAAACGAUCUGUUUGAUCAAAUCAACAACAGCAGUAAUCUAGUGCUUCCAAAAGAAAUGGUAGAGUUGGCACUCGAGCACACUCUGAAAAAUCAGCUUGUAGCCUUUGGGAAUGAAAUUCUAAACAAGACUGAGUCAUUGGUGUCUACACUGGUGAACCGUCAACAAGGAAACUACUCAGUUAACAUCUCUGUCAGUGGCUUAGAUGUUCAAGUCCUUGCAGUUGGAUCAAAUAUCUCAUUGAAAGAAUUAUCUACACCCAUAAACAAGACUCAGAGGGAUAACAACCCUAAUCUGAUUUUAAAGGACUACAGUGUUAAACCAAAUGUCUCCUCAAGGAAUAUCCCUCAGCUCAGCAUAAACGAUGCUCAGAUGGAUAUCGACCUCACCCAGAUUUCAAGGAAUAACAAUGGAUCAGCAGCUGUGGCCUUCAUGAGCUUCACUGACCUGUCAAGUGUGCUAGAACCCGGCCUGUUCAACCAAACUAACAACACACAGAAAACCAUGAUGUCCACCGUGAUAUCAGCCACACUGCCCAGAACUACCAACCAAACACUCAUCACACCAGUCAACUUCACUAUGAAACACACUGCA
Messenger RNA from Colossoma macropomum (tambaqui), 3129 nucleotides. RefSeq lists its product as uncharacterized. Gene Ontology annotation, cellular component: apical plasma membrane; cell surface. Lineage: Eukaryota; Metazoa; Chordata; Actinopteri; Characiformes; Serrasalmidae. Gene Ontology annotation, biological process: neutrophil migration. The record is from RefSeq and is a predicted model, not a curated record. The annotation marks the transcript as partial. The transcript is spliced from 14 exons.